Peronospora matthiolae is the source of this 996-nucleotide messenger RNA. NCBI's taxonomy places the organism in Eukaryota, Oomycota, Peronosporomycetes, Peronosporales, Peronosporaceae. The record is from the annotation of a GenBank genome assembly.
AUGGUAGCGGUUCAGGGCGGGCAGGACGAUUCCCAUGCCUCUCCUGGCGUCACAAGACCACUCGUUACCCAGACGGCAGGUGGAGAUAUCGUAGUUGACACCAUCAUGGCAGACGACCAGCAGGCGGUUCCCGUAUCGAGCCACGGGCCAGACACGGUCGGAGCCUCGGUCGAUCACGGUUUAAACUCGUCAACGCCUGGCGGCGGCGACGGAGCGUCGACGCGUCAGACAGCGGUAUCACAACCCCGAUUACCUGAGGGGGUAAAGACGACUUCAUCCACGCCGGCCGUGGAGCCCGUACCUCCUAAGGAGCUUUUUGAGGCUCUAAUUGAGUCGAUGAAAGCCUCACCAGGCCCAACCAACGUUGAUGUCUGGCGUCUGUCCAUCCAGGACCUAUUUACAGUGGAAUAUGCUCGGAUACCGGUAAGCGUUGACGCGUUACCGGCCGGAUGCACAAGGUUUCCCAAGCUUAAGGGACCUGAGGCGGAUAGCUUGCUAGAUCUUUUUCGACGCUGUUAUGUGUCAGCUUCUGGAAGUUUCGCCGACUGGAAACGACUGGCUCAUCAGAUCAGCAAAGAACUCCUCCUGACGAAGUGGGCAUUCAAGGAGAUCAUAAGAAAAUUGGUCAGUCAGCAAAAGUGGGCCACUGCUCCUGUCUCCAAUCAAUGGGCAGAAGUCGUGCGGGCGGGUUAUACGGCUCGCCAAAUGGACGGGGAGAACAAAGGGAGCAUAACCUAUGAAGAUUUUAUGUUUGACCCGGCCAAAUUCUCGUUGGAAGACUCGAUUACACUAAAGGCCAUAUGUGUGGCCCGGCUAGGUAAUAAGGGCUUCCAACGGCUACGUGAGGGGUCUGAUGACGAAUGGCGCAUUAUUGUGGGUAUUGCCGAAGGGCAUAUAGUCUGUCGCCGGAUGCCAGACUAUCUACGAUCGGUUCUGGACAGCAAGGAACGUCUUCAGCUGUACAGUACCGUUCAGGCGCAGGUGGAGGGUCAAUAA